Messenger RNA from Leguminivora glycinivorella, 1451 nucleotides. RefSeq lists its product as uncharacterized. The coding region runs from base 33 to 851 and encodes 272 amino acids. NCBI's taxonomy places the organism in Eukaryota, Metazoa, Arthropoda, Insecta, Lepidoptera, Tortricidae. The record is from RefSeq and is a predicted model, not a curated record. The transcript has 2 exons.
CAGUGUUAAAUAAAUUAAAAUUGUCUUUAUACAUGGCACCAGAUUUGCCAGCAAAGGAAAUAAAUGGUAUAAAUUUAGAAAAUUACUAUCCUAGUCAACGGUCCUGUAACUCAGUGUCUUAUAUUCAUAAGAAAUUCUUCAGCAACACCAAAGAAGCUGUUCCUGAAGUUCCUGAUGUUGGUUCAAAUAUUGAGAAUGGUGAUCUUAAAACCAGAGAAAGCGUGAAGAAAAUAAAACAAAAGAUAUUCAAACAAAAAUCAAACAAAACCAAUAGAGAUAUUGAAGAAACAAGCGUAUGCAAUGACGAAGUUUUAGGUCAGACUAUAAGAUUCGCAAAAAAUAUAGUCCCUAUAGUUAUUCCUCCAAACGCCAACGACAGAUCUCCUGUUUACUACACUAUAAAGACAUCAAGAAAAUCGCGACUGAAGAAUAAUAAGUCUGGGGAUUAUCCUGUCACCCAGGAUUCUAAGACGUACAGAAAACAGCAAGAAAAGAAAGUUAUCGAAACAUUUCGUAAAGAAAAUUACAAAAGUCACACGGAGAGUUUCAGUCAUGAAUCUAUUAGCAGAUCAUCUGUAGAAAAUAUAGUCAUCAGUCAAUCUCUAAACAGUACCGUUUCUGAACUAUCUGAAAGAAAGGUGAGGAAAACGCGUCGCCAUGAAAAAAGAAUGAAUAGUUCUCAUGUUGCCGCAUCUGAGUCUUUGGAGGCCUUAGCCACUGAAAUAUUGCAAACAUCCGGUGAAGCUAAGAUCAAAAUUCAUCUAAUGGAUGACACGGCUAAAGACCUUUUCUAUGAAUCUGUACGUAUACCAGUCAUAGAAGCAAUAAGAGAAUCCGUAGCUGAGAAAUAAUGCAUUCCAAGGACGAAGAAUCUAAAACUGUUCAUAAACAUGUGCAAUAUCAGAACCAGAAGUUAGAUCAUAUUAUAGAUAAACUAGUUUGCAUUGAAAAAAGAUUAGAUGAUGCUGAAGAGAAAGUUAAAAUACGUAAAGCGAGAUGUAAAGCAUCCGCUCUUGAAGAAAUCGGCGAGGAUAUUGCAGAGGAGAAUGAAGAUUCUGAGGAAGAAAUGGCUGCUGUUUGCAAAGCUGAAGAAAAACGGAAAGGCAGGUGCGCUAGUGGUAUAGUUAGACUAAAUCCUUUACAGAAAAUAGAAGAAGUGAGUCCUUGCAGCGGUGACGGGGAAGUAAUGAGUCAUAAGGUACCUCCUACAGUUUUAUCGCGUCCCGAGAAAAUACCCGCUAGAUACUGCUGGACAGAUUCCGCCAACCAAUAAAGUUGGUUGAUAUUAAAAAAGUUUGUUUUUGUGUGAAAUAACAAGUAUAGUUGAUGUCGACAUUCAUCUGGGGCACGCUCGGGCUUUCAAGGGUUGUAAACAGUUUGAAGAAGUACUUUUAUUUGCAGAAUGGUUCUAAUUUGCAUUGCUCAAGGCUGUUGCGGAUAAGUAUACUCGU